Messenger RNA from Dacryopinax primogenitus, 1490 nucleotides. Its product is annotated as chromate ion transporter. The transcript has 4 exons. Gene Ontology annotation, molecular function: chromate transmembrane transporter activity. Lineage: Eukaryota; Fungi; Basidiomycota; Dacrymycetes; Dacrymycetales; Dacrymycetaceae. The record is from RefSeq and is a predicted model, not a curated record. Bases 41 to 1438 code for a protein of 465 amino acids. Gene Ontology annotation, biological process: chromate transport.
GCGCUUUGUCGGAGAGGACGCUGCCUGUGGGGAACAAUGGAUGGAUGAACAGACGUACCAAGAGAUCUUUGGUCUGUGCCAGGCUCUUCCCGGUCCGGCAAGCACUAAGCUCCUUUUCUGUUUUACUCUAUUGCAUCACGGGCCACUGGCCGCUAUCCUUGUGCUAAUCCUUUGGAGUCUUCCGGGUGCAGUCGCUAUGUAUGCCUUCAGUCUCGGCGUGCAGAGACUCGCCGGGAUCCUGCCCCUCCCCGUGUAUGGCCUGCUCUCUGGUCUCAACGCUGCUACUGUGGGAAUCAUCAGUCUCGCCGGUACUCAACUAGCCAAUAAAGCUAUCACGUCCCAGUGGACGCGUGCCUUGGUCAUCUUUGGUGCUUGUGCUGGGAUGUGUUACAAUACACUAUGGUACUUCCCUAUGUUGCUUGUCAUUGGAGGGGUUGCUACCACCGCCUGGAAUGGAGGACUAGCCGCGUUCGUCACAAAGGCCAAGAAUGCACUGAAUGGGACGCGCCGUCGUCCCGCGGCUUCAGCAGUGCAACAACCCAUCGAUGCUCAAUCAGGGCAGCAGCAAGACAUAGAGCUCGAACGUAUCCCAACUAAUACGAGAGCUGCGGGGGACAGCUCUUCCGCGGCAGCAGAACCUGUACGGCGGCGGAAUGUGCCUGAUGCCCCUUCGUCGAAGGAGGACAUUACUGUGUCCGCUGUUGCAGAGGCAGUUCAGCCUGACCUCGUAAUCUCUAGUCGCCCACACACCAAUGUGUCGAUGAAGGUUGGUCUAGCCCUUGUUGUGCUCUUCAUCGGCUCCUUGAUCGCCGUCCUUGUUCCUCGUAGUACCAUACCAUCCCACUCGCCGGUGUUGGACCUUUUCGCCAACAUGUACCUAGCCGGGACAAUCAUAUUCGGCGGCGGGCCAGUUGUAAUCCCUCUUCUGCGUUCGUAUGUCGUCGAUCCCGGCUGGGUCUCCGCCCGCGACUUCUUACUCGGUAUCGCCAUCAUCCAAGCCCUUCCAGGGCCGAAUUUCAACUUUGCCGUCUACCUCGGUGCUCUUGCCUUUCAAUCGUUCGGUUUACCAACGACUCUUGGAGCGCUGGUCGGCUUCGUAGGUAUCUUUACACCUGGGAUCGUCCUCGCUGUUUCGACGCUCAGCAUCUGGCAAGUCUUACGAAAAAGACGAUGGAUAGUCAGCUUUCUCAAAGGGAUCAACGCCACGGCCGUUGGUCUCGUAUUCACAGCUGUGUAUAGGCUAUGGGAAAUCGGUUAUCUCACCCCACAAGCAACGGCGGGGCAGAGUCUUGCCAUAGAUCCCUGGUGGGUCGUCGUCGCAGCCUUGACGUACUCCCAGAGCGCGUGGUUCGGUAUCUCGCCUGCGAUCGCAAUCAUCGUGGGUGCAGUGUUGGGAUUGUGUUGGUACGGCGCCGUCGGAAGGACACUGCAGGUAUAGAAGGAGAGAAUUCAGGCGAGAGUCUAUCGUAUUGAUCGGGUAUAUAGAAAGG